AUGUGCAGCGGCUGGGCGGGUCGCAGCAGCGGGCGACGGUGCUGUGGACGGGCGGGGUGGUGGGAGGACGGCUCUGGCGCAGCAGAUGGGCUGGGCGCUGUGGACGAUGCAAGUGUAGCGCCUGGGUGGGUCGCAGCAGCGGCCGACGGUGCUGUGGACGGGCCGGGCGUUGCGGACGGCCCUGGCGCUGCAGAUGGGCUGGGCGCUGCGGACGACGCAUGUGUAGCGGCUGGGUGGGUCGCAGCAGCGGCCGACGGUGCUGUGGACGGGCGGGGCGCUGCGGACGGCCCUGGCGCUGCAGAUGGGCUGGGCGUCGCGGACGAUGCAUGUGCAGCGGCUUGGCGGAUCACAGCAGCGGCCGACGGUGCUGUGGACAGGCGGGGCUGUGCGCACGGCCCUGGCGCUGCGGACGAUGCAUGUGCAGCAGCUGAGCGGGUCGCAGCAGCGGGCGACGGUGCUGUGGACGGGCGGGGCGCUGCGGACGGCCCUGGUGCUGCAGAUGGGCUGGGUGCUACAGACAAUGCAGGUGCAGCGGCUUUGCGGGUCGUAGCAGCGGGCGACGGUGCUGUGGACCGGCGGGGCGCUGCUGAAUGCCCCGCCGCUGCAGCAUUCGGAGCUGGUGGAGUGGAUGGUGACGGCGUUGCGGAUGAUGCGAGUGCCCCGGAUAUGCGUGUAGCUGAAUUGGGUGACAGUGCUGUGGACGCUCGGGGCGCGACGGAUGGCCCCAGCGCUUCUGAUGGGCUGGGCGCUACGGACGAUGCAUGUGCAGCAGCUGGGCGGGUCGCAGCAGCAGGCGACGGUGCUGUGGACGGGCGGGGCGCUGCGGACGGCCCUGGCGCAGGGCACGAUGCAUGUGUAGCGGCUGGGUGGGUCACAGCAGCGGUCGACGGUGCUGUGGACGGGCGGGGCGCUGCGGACGGCCCUGGCGCUGCAGAUGGGCUGGGCGCCGCGAACGUUGCAUGUGCAGUGGCUUGGCGGGUCGCAGCAGCAGCCGACGGUGCUGUGGACAGGCGGGGCGGUGCGGACGGCCCUGGCGCUGCGGACGAUGCAUGUGCAGCGGCUGGGCGGGUCGCAGCAGCAGGCGACGGUGCUGUGGACGGGCGGGGCGCUGCGGACGGCCCUAGCGCUGCAGAUGGCCUGGGCGCUGCGGACGUUGCAUGUGCAGCGGCUGGGCGGGUCGCAGCAGCGGGCGACGGUGCUGUGGACGGGUGGGGUGCUGCGGACGGCCUUGGCGCUGCAGAUGGGCUGGGCGCUGCGGACGAUGCAUGUGCAGCGGCUUGGCGGGUCGCAGCAGCGGGCGACGGUGCUGUGGACGGGCGGGGCGGUGCGGACGGCCCUAGCGCUGCAGACGAUGCAUGUGCAGCAGCUGGGUGGGUCGCAGCACCGGGCGACGGUGUUGUGGACGGGCAGGACGCUACGGACGGCCCUGGCGCUCCAGAUGGGCUCGGCGCUGCGGACGAUGCAUGUGCAGCGGCUGGGCAGGUCGCAGCAGCGGACGACAGUGUUGUGGACGGGCGGGGCGCUGCGGACGGCCCUGGCGCUGCAGAUGGGCUGGGCGCUGCGGACGAUGCAUGUGCAGCGGCUUGGCGGGUCGCAGCAGCGGGCGACGGUGCUGUGGACGGGCGGGGCGCUGCUAAAUGUCAUGCCGCUGCGGCAUUCGGAGGUGGGCGUCCUGCGCCGCCCUGUCUCUGUUAG
Closterium sp. NIES-65 is the source of this 1695-nucleotide messenger RNA. Lineage: Eukaryota; Viridiplantae; Streptophyta; Zygnematophyceae; Desmidiales; Closteriaceae. The record is from the annotation of a GenBank genome assembly.